GGCGCGGCAAGGUAGUCGCAGAGCGGAGUUGCGGGUUCUUAGAACCAGAACGCGAGCAGUGGUCUCCACGACCGGACAGCUGGGGCAGAUAUAAAGUUCUGGAAGUAGUUUUUCCUGUCCAAAGAUGGAAAACAGUACCACUACCAUCUCUCGGGAGGAGCUGGAAGAGCUACAGGAAGCUUUCAAUAAAAUAGAUAUAGACAACAGUGGGUAUGUCAGUGAUUAUGAACUUCAGGACCUGUUUAAAGAAGCAAGCCUUCCUCUGCCUGGCUACAAAGUGCGCGAGAUUGUGGAGAAAAUUCUAGCAGUUGCUGACAACAACAAAGAUGGCAAAAUCAGCUUUGAAGAGUUUGUGUCACUAAUGCAGGAAUUAAAAAGCAAGGACAUCAGCAAAACAUUCCGCAAAAUAAUUAACAAGAGGGAAGGGAUUACUGCUAUUGGAGGAACUUCAGCCAUUUCCAGUGAGGGCACACAGCAUUCUUAUUCAGAGGAAGAAAAAGUGGCUUUUGUUAACUGGAUAAACAAAGCCCUGGAGAAUGACCCUGACUGUAAGCAUCUCAUACCCAUGAAUCCCAAUGAUGGCAGUCUUUUCAAAUCACUUGCAGAUGGCAUCCUUCUUUGCAAAAUGAUCAACUUAUCAGAACCGGAUACAAUUGAUGAAAGAGCCAUCAAUACGAAAAAGCUCACCCCUUUCACUAUUUCUGAAAAUUUAAACCUAGCCCUGAAUUCUGCCUCUGCCAUUGGUUGCACAGUGGUCAACAUUGGUGCACAGGAUCUCAAAGAAGGAAAACCUCACUUGGUCUUGGGACUCCUGUGGCAGAUCAUCAAAGUUGGUCUUUUUGCUGAUAUUGAGAUUUCCAGGAAUGAAGCUCUCAUUACAUUGCUAAGUGAAGGUGAAGAACUAGAGGAGCUAAUGAAGCUUUCUCCCGAGGAAUUACUGCUGCGAUGGGUGAACUACCAUCUGACCAAUGCAGGAUGGCGUACCAUCAAUAACUUUAGCCAAGACAUUAAGGAUUCAAGAGCCUAUUUUCAUCUGCUUAAUCAGAUUGCCCCUAAGGGUGACAGGGAUGAUGGACCUGCCAUUGCCAUUGACCUUUCAGGGUUUAAUGAGCAAAAUGACCUGAAGCGUGCUGGAUUCAUGCUUCAAGAAGCAGAUAAAUUGGGCUGUAAACAGUUUGUUACUCCUGCAGAUGUGGUUUCAGGCAAUCCUAAACUCAAUUUAGCUUUUGUAGCUAAUCUCUUUAACACAUAUCCAUGCUUACAUAAACCUGAUAAUAAUGACAUCGAUGUGAAUUUAUUGGAAGGAGAGAGCAAGGAAGAGAGGACAUUUCGGAACUGGAUGAAUUCCUUGGGGGUCAACCCAUACAUUAAUCAUUUGUACAGUGACCUUGCAGAUGCUUUAGUGAUCUUUCAGCUCUAUGAAAUGAUCCGAGUGCCAGUCAACUGGAAUCAUGUCAACAAACCUCCUUAUCCUGCUCUUGGAGGGAACAUGAAGAAGAUUGAAAACUGUAACUAUGCAGUGGAACUUGGGAAGAAUAAGGCCAAAUUCUCUUUGGUUGGCAUUGCUGGGCAGGAUCUAAAUGAAGGGAAUUCAACACUUACGCUGGCGUUGGUAUGGCAGCUGAUGAGACGGUACACAUUGAAUGUGCUAUCAGAUCUUGGAGAGGGAGAAAAAGUGAAUGAUGAAGUUAUUAUUAAAUGGGUCAAUCAGACUCUUAAAAGUGCAAACAAAAAUACUUCUAUUUCCAGCUUCAAGGACAAAUCUAUUAGUACUAGCUUACCUGUUUUAGAUUUAAUAGAUGCCAUUGCACCAAAUGCAGUACGUCAAGAAAUGGUCAAAAGAGAAGACCUUUCGGAUGAGGACAAGCUAAACAAUGCUAAAUAUGCCAUUUCAGUCGCUCGAAAGAUCGGUGCCCGGAUAUACGCACUACCUGAUGACCUGGUAGAAGUGAAACCAAAGAUGGUUAUGACGGUGUUUGCAUGUUUAAUGGGAAAAGGACUGAACAGAAUAAAAUAAUGAAACAUUUAAUAUAAUUUUCUGCUACAUUAAACACGUUGGAUGCCUCACAGUUUACAGAAUUCUGAAAUGUAGUGGGUAUAAAACUCAAGAUAAUUUGUAUGCUCAAAAAAUAGAUAUAUUCAUUAAUUUAGUAUCUUGUUCAUAUUAGAAUUUGUCAAUCUUUUGGAUAACAAUUAAUUUACCAGAUGAUACUGAUAACAGAGUAUGUUCAUUAUCAAGCUGAUGUUUCAUGAUUAAAUUAUUUUCUUUUCUUGAAAGUCUCAUUAAAGCAAAACUAAUUCAUUCUUUUUCAUGGUUCAAAAAAGAUCAAUACAAAAUGUUCUUGCAAGUCCUGCUGUGAAAUGUUUUGAUUUUUUUGUGUGUGUUAAUUUUGAUUGUAAAUUCAAAAUCAUAAUCCAGUUCAAUCCUUUUCUUUCUCCAAAUAUGCAAAAUGGUUUAAACAUCUGACUUUUUCUGUAAGUUUCUAUAUUGUCUAAAAUUUUAAAGUUCUGAGUAUUGUUCAUUAAUAUUAAAAUUUUUUAUAUAUUAAAAAUAACUCUUGAAUAAAUCCCAAAGUUCACUCUCUUGUUUAAAUAGCAGGAGCUUUUUACUUAAAAGUUAAGUUUAAUUGCACUGAUAUUUUACAUAUGCUAGUUUGAUAAUAUAGCUUUAACUAUGACAUGCAGCAUAUAUAUGUUGGUAGGUUAUUCGAUAAGUGUGUAUGUGUGUUUAUUGUACCAGGUUUUCUUAAAUGGAAUGUAAAACUGGUUAAUCAGCCAACCAUCAAACAUUUAUUGUGCCCUCACUAAAUGUGUAAUACUUUUCAGUUUGUGAAUGUCAGAUACAUGAAGAUUUCUUUUAGAAAUAUUCAUUUUGAAUGUUCACAUAGUUAUCAAUUGACUCCUUCCAAAUAUCUGUAGCACAGCUUGGGUCUAUAGUAAAGCCCUACAUAAUUUAGAAUACACCUACUGAAUAUUUUUACUAAGCUAAUAUUCAACAUAGAGUAUUUUCAUGUUUUUUCCACAGCCUCCUUCAAACUGGUGUUUGGUGAAUGCUUUUGUUACUUGGGAAUAGCUAAAGCUUUAGACCUAUUUUCGUCUGAAUUUUUAGCAGAAGACCUAUUAGAAUAUGGAAAUCUACUUCCUCAUGUUCCACUGUUAGUGCCGGUGAGCAAUACUGCCGUUCAACAAAAAUGCUGUCACUUGUAUCUCAGUGUGAAUAAGUAAUCUAAAUCCCCUGUCUAUGAUUGAGUAGAACAUACAUGUUGAUAAGAAUGAGACUGCCUAUGUGUUUAGAAUAGAAUUUUUUAAACAAAGUCAUCAACAGGGUAGGGUUUUGAAAUAUAAUCUUCUACAAAAGAUCUUUCCUUUCCCUUUGUAUUUUGAUGAUUGUUUUCUUAUAUGAAGAUUAUAAGAUAUGUUCUUGCUCUUCUAUGAGAUUAUUUAAAUCCUGUUUCCCCCUUUGAUUUUUUUCACCAUUACAUUCACUUAGUUAUCUGAUUUACAUGAAAUCUGGCACUUUAAGGUGUUCUUUUUUU
Molecule: messenger RNA, 3536 nt
Organism: Choloepus didactylus (southern two-toed sloth)
Lineage: Eukaryota; Metazoa; Chordata; Mammalia; Pilosa; Megalonychidae
Gene: PLS1
Product: plastin 1
Exons: 16
Coding region: 125-2017 (630 amino acids)
Biological process (GO): actin filament bundle assembly; actin filament network formation
Cellular component (GO): cytoplasm; actin filament; actin filament bundle
Molecular function (GO): calcium ion binding; actin filament binding
Source: RefSeq, a predicted model, not a curated record